Messenger RNA from Hippopotamus amphibius kiboko, 339 nucleotides. Its product is annotated as translation machinery-associated protein 7-like. The coding region runs from base 1 to 339 and encodes 112 amino acids. The transcript has 2 exons. Lineage: Eukaryota; Metazoa; Chordata; Mammalia; Artiodactyla; Hippopotamidae. The record is from RefSeq and is a predicted model, not a curated record.
AUGAGAAAGAGACACGACGAUCUGCUCAAAGCAGAGAGAACUCUCACCCCAAGCCGUAGCGUGUGCGGUGCCGCUGAACUCGAAAGCGGAAAAGUGCCCAGAGGGGCGAGGGCACCUGACGCUGGUGGAAUGUGUCCAGCAGUUUUGCAGUCGGGCCGCGAAGGUGGCAAGAAGCCCCUGAAGCAGCCCAAGAAGCAAAGCAAGGAGAUCAACGAGGAAAAUAAGGCAUUCAAGCAGAAACAAGAGGAGGAGCAGAAGAAACUCGAGGAGCUAAAAGCGAAGGCCGCGGGGAAAGGCCCCCUGGCCACAGGUAAAAUUAAGAAAUCUGGCAAAAAGUAA